Messenger RNA from Vollenhovia emeryi, 2831 nucleotides. RefSeq lists its product as uncharacterized. The coding region runs from base 624 to 2333 and encodes 569 amino acids. The transcript is spliced from 8 exons. Gene Ontology annotation, molecular function: protein binding. The record is from RefSeq and is a predicted model, not a curated record. Lineage: Eukaryota; Metazoa; Arthropoda; Insecta; Hymenoptera; Formicidae.
UUUUAUUUGUUUUCUCCGAGAUUGAAGUUUACUACAUUCAUGAAAACGGACAGAUAAGCUGCUUCCCCCGCCGAAUGCAGCCGACCAAUCAAAUUGACUGGUGUUAUUUCGAUUGGUUGAAUUCUUAUUACAUAAUUCGUCGUCUGCUACAGGUUUACAGUGACAUACGGCACCGCGAUUCUUCCAUCCACAUUCUCGAUUUAUGAGAAAAUUGUCUCAUCCGAUUAUCUACAUUUCCGAAAAAAAUCGCUAUCUAUCAGCAGUUCGAAAUCUCGCGACGAUAUCCGACGAUAUCCGCACGGCGACGAGUACGCAUGCACCACUUCGGUAACCUCGAUAACCUCGCGCGCGCGAGGAAAGUUUAAUUAAAUGGAAGCUUAAUUUAAUAUUUUAAUACAGCGUCAAUUUAAAGGGAGAAAGCGAGUGAGAGGGAGAAGGAAAAAAAAUGACGCCGAUCUACAGGAUUCGACGUUCCCCUCGACGGCGACGAGCUCCCCGUCCGUGAAAGAUUAGAAUUAGACUAUCGAUCGCGAUACGGACGCGACAGCGCGCGCAACCCGGGCCUCGGAGACGCGGAGGCGCGCUGCUCACGCUGCCUCCAGUACGAUGCGCAAGCGGGAACGAUGUUGGACGGAACGCGGCGGGUCGUCGUGGCCCUAAUCCUCGUCGUGUCGAUCCUCCACCGUGCGCGCGGCGACGGCGGCGGCGCGAUCAGGCCGAGCGAGAAGCGGCACGGCGGCGACAGGGCCAGCGACUAUCAGAUGUGCCUCGAGAGCUUCGACAUCCACAAGGACAAGAUCAUCCGGACGCAGGACUCCCGCGACAUGGGCGCCAAGUACCUGAACGUGCUGGACGUCGACUCCAGGCUGGACUGCCUCAAGUACUGCUGCGAGACCGAGCGGUGCGACGUGUUCAUCUUCGAGGAGAAGAAGCCGAGCAGCUGCUACCUCUUCCAGUGCGGCCCGCUGCACGACUUCAAGUGCAAGUUCACGAGGCACGCCAAUUAUACCAGCGCCGUGCGCACCAGCUAUCCCAUACAGAAUGUACAGGUGGAGGAGGAGGUCAGGAUAUCUCAGCAGGAGCACGAGUUAAAGUCCCUUAGGAAAAGCAACGAGAUCACGUCGGAUUACGGAUUCACGGAAGCUCCCGUCAAGUCUGUAGUCACGCAAGUGUCAAAAGUAAUACUGACUACGCCAGCGCCGGUCAAACCGGCCUGCACCAGGAAUCAGUACGAGUGCCGGUCAUCCGGAGAUUGCAUAGCCAUAUAUAAUGUUUGCGACGGCAUUCCGCAGUGCGCGGACGGCUCUGACGAGGCAGCGGACCUCGUCUGCCCCACGGAGAAGCCGACGGCUCCUCCAAUGAUACAGAUGCCACGUCCGCCCGCCGAUAUCCUCCGAUAUCAGCAAAUGAUGGACCAGCGUAAGGUCCUUCCUCCGUUCUAUCCCGGGCCGGAGAUAAAUCCUAAGACUUGGGACAUACCUAGUCUGACCCAUCAGAUGUCGCAGCCGCAGAAUAUUCUGUAUCCCGGCCAACCGGUAGAGAUACCGCAGAUGCAUAAGAAUUACGGAUCGUCGGGAUACCAGUGGGACUAUCAGCCUCUGUAUGAGCCAAACAAGGACCCCUACGUUCCUGCUAAUACUAUUCGCGAACAACAUAUGAAUCCUUAUGAACAACAACCACAUAUAUUUAAUCACAAGGGCCCGAGCGUCAUAGGAAACAAUGAGGCGGAUAGGGGACCGUUUAUAGAUGUCAAGCAUUCAUAUUCCUCACAUUUUCCAUCGGCGAAUAAAGCGGGUUGGCAAGAAAAUCCCGUGCAAUUUUCACCAUCUAUUGCACCGAAUUCUCAAAAUAAGCAGGCCAAUGAUGUGGAAAAUGUUGCGAUAAUUACGACGACGCCCGCUUGUGAUACCUCGGAGGAACAUAAAAACGAGGACAAGGAAUCUGUGCAGAAGGAAGAAAAGGCCAACACAUAUCUGACGCAUGUAAAGACGAGCAAGCAACAGAUCACUGAGAAACCAACUUUAUCUGCAAACGAGAUUACCAAACAUAAUCGUGCAAAAGAGUUGAAAGAUCACAAAACAGUGAUUGUAAUCGAAGAGCAUGCAAAAGCGCGCGAGAGAACUGACGUUAUUGCGGAACAUCUUCAAAUAAUUGAAAAUGACGUUCUGAGGCCCAGAGGUGCCGUAGUGUCGUUGUCAUUGGGUCUCAUCGCGACCGCGAUCACGGCUGCUUUAAUUGUUUGCCGAUUGCGAGUAGUAAAACGGCGUGGAAGAAGCGGGCACGGACCUUUUGCGCAUGAUGCCGAUUACUUGGUUAAUGGAAUGUAUUUAUAAAUGAAUACGAAUUGCUUGGUUAACUUUAGCGGCAAUAUCACUUAAUGUAUUUCUAGUCAUUUUAAAGUAUGUAAUCAUAUUUUCUAUACGUACCACUGUUGUAUUUCCAUGAUUAAAUUAUUAAAAUCUCUUUAAACGGAUUCGUCAUUCUCUAAAGAGAAAACUUUGUUAUGCCACUAUAUGUGUAUAACUAUAUAUACAUAUAAUUUAUUCACUAUAUAUGAAAUUGCAAGUGUUGUACGAUUACUGAUAGCAUUUUGAUAUAGAAAUCUAAAACUCAAUAAACCUAUGAAUUAUUGUUAAUUAUUACUGAUUUUUUUAUAUAUACAUAUUACGUCAUUCUAUAAACGUUAUAUUUAUUUUUAUUAUUCAAAUACCUUAUAUGACGAAAUUCUGCAAAAAUGUUUCAGACUGCAAUUAUUUUUAAUUGGUACAUAUGUUGGAUAAAAUUCUGUACGAACAUUGUUAUUGCACGAAAAAUUUCACGCCUUGUUAAAA